CUGUAUUUGAUCACAAAUUCUAUUUUCUUUAACCCAGCCGUCACGACAGAUUAUUCGGUCGAUACGAUUGAAACAGGUGUAAAUUGGCACAUCUAAAAUCAAGCCGAUGAAUUUGUAUGUCACUAGAGUUCGAUCAGCCCGCGAUUGCAAUGAACUUGACUGAAACGAGGACAUAUCUUCGCGAUACCUAUGAUGCAAGGUUAACAUGGAGUUUUCUUGGCCCGCGAGGACUAAAGGUGCCGACCCUUACCUUAAUCGUUGUGGCGAUCGAGGAAAUAUGGCAGCAAACGAUCGCGCCUUGUAUGUAUAGUUGUCACAUCAUUGCCCGCUUGCUAUUCUUGGUAAUUGGCGCGAGUUUCAUCCUCCAAAAAGUGCGCUUUUCCGAACCCGUAGUCGUAAAGUAAAUUCGCUUUAUGGCUUGACAAGUAAGAAGAUGUCUUACCACCUACUGUGAGUUCCAAAAGCAAACUUCAAUCUGAAUUAUACCAAGUCCUAACAGUCUCCAUGCAUCUAUAAGCAUCUGGGUCUUAAGUGAGCCUUCAAGUGAACUUUAUGAUUUUCAAGCACCCGCAAUGUCUUUAACAACUCUAGUUUAUCCGGGUGUCGAUCCCUCUCACCCUUGAUGACUUACUCAUCCUCAUUGCGGCAGUAUACCCUUCAAUCCCCCCGCUCCCCAUAAAUACUUUUCAUGAGGAAUGCAGACUAAAUAGAUGUAGGCCCUCUCUAUGGCCUACACAGCAAUAAUAAUAGUCAGAGUCCAGACCAACUUCUGUGGUCAACAUAUUGGCAAAUUAGAUCCAGGACAUCUAGAAGCUUAUUUGGAGGGUUUAUACGUAUUAGCGAUUAUUUAUCCAGUGGCUCUUAGCAUGAGCAAAUUAUCGUUACUAGCGCCUUACUGGAGAGCUUUCGCUGUCACCAGAAGUAGAAACCCCAUUCUCGUCGCCAGCGCGUUGAACGGGGCGUGGUGUGUUGCUGCUGUGAGCUGUUCCUUUUCGUUCCGUUAUAGCAUCUAACGUCUCCAUGUUUGUCGAAAGAUCCCCUCAUGUCAUAUCACGUCGUGCCAUAUCAAGUACAUUAUCAGAUGAGACUUCGCCAUCCUGGGAAGGUAAAAAAUAAUACUUUAUACCCUCUUAGCUCAUUGUGGGAAUUUUUCCAUGCCACCCGAUUCCAGCUUUCUGGGAUCUUACCGUUACCGCACAAUACAUCAAUUACUCAAUCUUCUUUAACCCCAACGAAGCAUUCAUGAUUGUGUUUGACAUUGUGCUUCUGUUAAUUCCGACCUGGUUCAUUGCGCACAUUAGGAGGAGUAAUGGGAGAAAAUCAGUAGUAUUCUUCUUAUAAGGGCUUGUGUAAAUGUUUCUUGCAUGGUGCGUUGUUUCCUAGCAUGCUAAUACUGAGGAAAUAAAAUUACGGUAGUUGCUACAGUUCGAUUCUGGCGAUUCAUUAUUGUGCAAAAAAUGCCCCCACUCGAUCCAAAUUAUAAGUUAUUCUUUCUUCUCCUUCCUUCCUACUGCCUUUGGAAAUUUAUACCUUGCCGUCCGCAGUAACUAACAGCCCACAGAUAACGGAACAGACGCAGGCCUCUGGACAAUAAUAGAACUCAACCUCUAGGUCCUCGUCACCUCAAUCUUAACUUUCUGCCCGUUACUCAUCAAAAUCUGGAGCCAUCACGCUGGCAAAAAAGCUGGGAGGGCACGUCAUCAGAUUUCGCUUUGAGUAAAACGGCCAAUAUGGUGACUUACUUCCAAAAGAAACCGAGUGAUUUGGAUAUAGAUAGCGAACCUGUGCUUGGAUUCGGGAUGCUCAAGGAUAUCAAGGGAGUGAAGAAGAUGUUGAGAGACUUGGAAGGAGUGGGAGUGCGGAACUUCGGAGGAGUGGUAGUAGUGGAUUUGAAGAUGGCCUGGGUAUUCCAGUCGUGGGUAUCGAUCCAGACUCGGAAAUGGAAGUAGAGGGAUGCAGAAACGCAUAUGGAUAUGCCCGUGAAAGGGGUAGUGGUGAUAUCGGAGAGAAAGAGAGGUGGAAUAAUGAAGUGAAGGACUUGGCAGGAAUUAGGGUGCAGAAGAAAAAGGAUGUUAGAAGGAAUGCCGGGAUUUGGAUUUAGGUCGGGCACUAAAUGGCUAAUGAUAAAGGGCAUCGGAAGGACAUUCAAUUCGCGUCCGACACUAGGGAUCUGGAUA
Molecule: messenger RNA, 2177 nt
Organism: Sclerotinia trifoliorum
Lineage: Eukaryota; Fungi; Ascomycota; Leotiomycetes; Helotiales; Sclerotiniaceae
Source: the annotation of a GenBank genome assembly